Salvia miltiorrhiza (redroot sage) is the source of this 360-nucleotide messenger RNA. Lineage: Eukaryota; Viridiplantae; Streptophyta; Magnoliopsida; Lamiales; Lamiaceae. The record is from the annotation of a RefSeq genome assembly.
AUGACUAUCUUUACAAAAACAAACGGCCAGCCGAAAAAUGAGGGAGUGAAACCGAUACCAAGGAGAACUGUAGAAAGAAAGGGUGCUAAUAUGAGAAAAAAAUUUCUUCUUUUGGUCAGAAUCUUUAUCCUUUUCUUAUUGCUUUUCAUAUUCUAUUUUACUUUUCCUUUGAUUGGAAUUGAUUUUCAUCUCUUCCUUUCCAAGUGUCUUCUCGCCAAAUCUCUCCACUUACUAUUUAGUAGACUCGGGUGUUUAUCCAGCUCUACCGCUAGGGCCAAGGCUUUCCCGAGAGAAGCUACACCGAGAGCAGCAAUAACAAAAAGACCCAAGGGAAGAGAGUUAACUCUUAUAACUAAGUAA